Molecule: messenger RNA, 1207 nt
Organism: Choloepus didactylus (southern two-toed sloth)
Lineage: Eukaryota; Metazoa; Chordata; Mammalia; Pilosa; Megalonychidae
Gene: SARNP
Product: SAP domain containing ribonucleoprotein
Exons: 11
Coding region: 348-980 (210 amino acids)
Biological process (GO): poly(A)+ mRNA export from nucleus
Cellular component (GO): nucleus
Source: RefSeq, a predicted model, not a curated record
CAGCCUCCCUCCGCCCAUUUGCACUCUCCUUAUUGGUGGAACACAAUCAGCGCUGCCACCACUCAUUGGUUGGCUGUCUGCAAUGGAACGCACAAUUUGUCGCCAUUUCCGUCGUCUGGAAGACGCAGAACCCACCCUUCUCUCUCUCCCACCUUUUGAGAUAGGUGGGGAAAGUUGCGAAGAAGAGCGAGAGCGACGCCAGCUAUUAACUAAUGGGGAGAGCUGAUAGUGUGAGGUGGAAGUAAGACUGACAGCGAUUGGUCGGCCAAGGUUCUCUGCGCCUAGGCGGGAGCUCCUGGAGGCGGAGGCAGCGGCAGGAGCCCCAGCAGAGUGGAGGGGGUAACAAGAUGGCGGCAGAGACGGUGGAACUCCAUAAGCUGAAGCUUGCUGAACUAAAGCAGGAAUGUCUUGCUCGUGGUUUGGAAACCAAGGGAAUAAAACAAGAUCUCAUCAACAGGCUCCAGGCAUAUCUUGAAGAGCAUGCUGAAGAGGAGGCAAAUGAGGAAGAUGUACUGGGAGAUGAAACAGAGGAAGAAGAACCAAAGCCCUUAGAACUGCCUGUCAAAGAGGAAGAACCCCCUGAAAAAACUGUUGAUGUGUCAGCAGAGAAGAAAGUGGUAAAAAUUACAUCUGAAAUACCACACACUGAGAGAAUGCAGAAGCGAGCUGAACGAUUCAAUGUACCUGUGAGCUUGGAGAGUAAGAAAGCUGCCCGGGCAGCUAGGUUUGGCAUUUCUUCGGUUCCAACAAAAGGCCUGUCAUCUGACACCAAACCUAUGGUUAACCUGGAUAAGCUAAAGGAAAGAGCUCAAAGAUUUGGUUUGAAUGUUUCUUCAAUCUCCAGAAAGUCUGAAGAUGAUGAGAAGCUGAAGAGGAGGAAGGAGCGAUUUGGGAUUGUCACAAGUUCAGCUGGAACUGGAACUACAGAGGAUACAGAGGCAAAGAAGAGGAAAAGAGCAGAGCGCUUUGGGAUUGCCUGAUGAAAAGUUCUUGAUGCUUUCUGUUCUCCAGUGGUUUCCGUCACUGAUUCUUCUUGGUCACCUAUAUACCUAAAUGCACAGUCUUGUGCCUAGGUCCUGCCUUGCAAUGAGGGAAUGUGUACCUCAGGUACAUUUGAGAACUCCAGUAGCAGUUUGACUUAACUGCUGUUGCAGCUUGAAAGUUGUCGUUGUGUGGGGUAGGAGGGUUUUUUUUUUUUUUUUUCCUU